AUGAAGAUCUUGGUAAUGGUCACGGUGAUCGCGGUGGGCGCCCACGCUGCUCCGCAAGGUUACAAUUUGCAGACACCCUCGGGUUCAGGAUUUUCGGCUGGCCAAGGAGUCUCGGAAGCUUCACGUUUCUCAAGCGGCUCAAGUUUCGUCACAGGCAGCUCUGGCUUCUCUGGGGGCAGCUGUGGUUCCGGACAGGUUCGUCAUGUGGACGGCAGCUGUGUAACUCCUCAGGUCACCCGAAACUUGUUUGUGUACAACGUGCCUCACGCUCCUCCCAUCAUUGGCCCACGACCAAAUGUUCCUCUACCAAGAGUUGAGCAAAACAUUGUGUUUAUUCGCACCCCAGAGAACGGCCCAGGCCAGGAGCCUAUUGUUGUCCCACCACCACAACAGAAAAACGUCGUGUACGUCCUCAACAGGAGACCAGAACACGACCAGAAGGUCAUCCACGUACCUGCACCAGAGCAAGAGAGCCCUCAAGUAUUCUUCGUCAACUAUGGUGAGGGAGAAAACCCGACUCUGCCCACCGGUGAAGAUCUCCAGUCUGCCCUCCGCUCUGCUUCCCAGGGUGGAGGUAAUGUAAUCGGCAGCGUUGAUGGCAGUACAGGUGGACAAGACAGCUUUUUGAGUGGCGAUGUCAGCAGUAGUGUGGAUGGUAGUUUUUCAUCAGCCACUGCUUCUUCGCUGUCUACACCGUCACCGUUGUAUUCUCAGCCAUAAAGCUGCAUUUUUUCAUUAUAUAAUUAACAGUAAUGGUUAUAGAUCUGUCGCACCCUGUAGCUGAAAUCCCCAGAUAUACACGUAUUUGUUUUUCCUAAGAACGCUCUUACACAUUCAUUAUUUAUGAACUUAAAAAUUUAUUGUUUGAUCAUGAUUUCAAAAAAAUUAAUGAUAGCAUGUAUUUAAAUUAUAUUUACCUUCUCUCCUUACACCUGGUGUCGCUGUUUACCUCAACGAUAUCUGAAAACUAUAAAUAUCGCGAACACAGUCAUUCGUAAGACAUCUUUGCUCGGUACUUUAUAAUUUAAAAAAUCUAUAAUACAUAUAACAAAGAAAGCGAUGUCAAUAACGAUCUCAA
Molecule: messenger RNA, 1078 nt
Organism: Cherax quadricarinatus
Lineage: Eukaryota; Metazoa; Arthropoda; Malacostraca; Decapoda; Parastacidae
Source: RefSeq, a predicted model, not a curated record